Molecule: messenger RNA, 2424 nt
Organism: Dalotia coriaria
Lineage: Eukaryota; Metazoa; Arthropoda; Insecta; Coleoptera; Staphylinidae
Gene: Zyx
Product: lipoma-preferred partner zyxin
Exons: 7
Coding region: 256-1776 (506 amino acids)
Biological process (GO): cell-cell adhesion
Cellular component (GO): stress fiber; focal adhesion
Source: RefSeq, a predicted model, not a curated record
UCAUUCGCGGAUGCCGCUGACUAACCAACGCGCCGAGUGCUCGAAUGCACACGGAUCUACUUAUCAGUCGAAAACUGGAAAGUUUACUUGAGUUGAGUGGUUCUGAUAAGCGUUUAAUAAUAGUCUCACGGAAGGUUUUGGGCGUUGUACAUCUAGAAUUCCAGUCAUUCUCAAGCACGUAAAUUAACUAACAACAUAAUUGUGAAUUCGGCAAACAAAGCAGUAAUCGGAACGAAGUCCAUACAGCUCAAAAAAAUGAUGGAUUUAAAUGAGCUGGAUAAACAGCUCGCCGAGCUUCAGCUCAUCGCAAACGGCGAGCUGAAGAAUUCUAUGGGGGCCAACAAAAAGAUCGGACCUGCUGUACCACCAAAACCGAAAAAACAACAACCAUUAGUACCACAAUCAUAUUCUUUAAAAAAGCAAACUGAGCCAUUAUAUGCAUCCAGAUUGCAAACUGCUGUGCCCCAGCAAGCACAGAUGUACUCCAACCUGCCACCUUCUGGCCCACCACCAGGUUCUGCUAACUCAGCCUCACAAAAUAUGUAUGCCAAUCUACCAAGAGCAUCACCACAGCCAAAUAGCUAUAUAUAUACACCUCAAGGAUAUACUAAACCACCAGAGAAUACUUAUAGUAAUGUUCAGAGGAAUGCUGAUGGGCUGAUAUAUAGUAAUCUUAUGCAUCCACAACCUGGGAAUAUAGGGAAUACUGUCUACAGUAAUGUUCCAAAUAAUGCAGUUUAUGCUAAUGGAGAUGAUUUGCCACCUCCACCUCCACCUGUACCAAUGUUACCACCCCUUUCAGUGCCAUUUACAGUAAAUACGAAUUUUCCACCCCCGCCGGACGAGUUGCCACCGCCGCCGUCUCCAGUCAGCUCUAGUUACAGCGAGUUAAGACGCGCGACAGAACCUGGGCCGGGGGAUUAUAAUAAUUAUAUGGGAUCGCAAUCAUCGACAUAUGAGUCGAUUUAUGAACCGAUUAAUCCACGUCCGCCGAGCCAGAUGUCCUCGCGUAGCAAUUAUUCUCUGUAUGCGCCUUACGUGAGCGGUGGCAGUACAAUGUCGGGCCCCAGUCAGUCUGCAAGUCGCGCAGGCGGCAAUGAGCAGGUGGUGGACACGCUCACCGACCUUCUGGUACAGGGCAUGGACAACGAGGUCGAAAAUGGUGAUUGCUUUGGCGUGUGCGCCAAGUGCAAGGAGAGCGUUGUGGGCGUCAGCAGUGGCUGCACUGCAAUGGAUCAGAUCUGGCAUACUGCUUGCUUUGCCUGUCAUCAUUGCGCUAUAAACUUACAAGGAAAACCAUUUUACUGCAUGGAUGGGAAGCCAUACUGUGAAGAUGACUAUUUAAAUACCCUAGAAAAGUGCUGCGUCUGUACGAAACCAAUCCUCGAUAGGAUUCUCCGUGCCACUGGGAAACCCUACCACCCCAUGUGUUUCAAAUGCGUAAUUUGCGGUAAAAGUUUGGACGGAAUACCCUUCACAGUCGAUGCCACCAACCAGAUACACUGCAUCGAAGAUUUUCACAAGAAAUUUGCGCCAAGAUGUUGCGUUUGUAAGUUGCCAAUAAUGCCGGAGCCAAAUCGAGAUGAAACAGUUCGCGUCGUGGCAUUGGACCGUAGUUUUCAUAUAAACUGCUACAAGUGCGAAGACUGUGGUCUUGUUCUUUCCAGCGAGUCGGAAGGCCGCGGCUGUUAUCCGCUCGACGAUCACGUGUUGUGCAAGUCCUGUAACGCCAAACGUGUUCAACAGCUAACUAAUCACAUGACUACCGAAUUGUAAGUCGUUACUGUCAGCAAUUCCAGUUAUGUUUUAAUUUGUAAAGUUUACUUUUUUACAAAGCCUAGAAAGUUUCUUGCUUCUUCUAUUCGUAAUUUAAAUUAUAAAUGAUAAUCAUUACCAAAUGUAAUAGUUACAUUCCAAUCAGUCGAAACGCAAAUUUCUUAGCGUACUAGUGCACACAAUUAUUAAUAUAUUAAUAACAUGGUAAUGAAACGAAAUAGCUGACUCUGAUAUGAUAACAAUGUCAGUUCGCUCAAAACUAUUAUUCGUCAACUAAGCAUACACUUGCAAUUCAUAUUUAAACUUGUAAAUGCAAAGUUAAAUAAAACUAGUGCGAAUGCAACUAUCAGUGCAUAAAUGGUGUCUAAAUAUAUCUAAAAUGAAUAAUGCUGUAGUAAAAUGUCAAGUGUUCUAGCGCAGAAAGUUUGGCAAAAAAGGUAGAGCAGGAAAUAGAAUAAAACUAAAACAAUCCCUGUUUUUAUACAUAUUUACGUAAUUGAAGCUAUGAAUCUGGAUGUGCCAAUAUAUUAUGUGAUUUUUUCUAUUCUAUUUUGUAUUUUAUUGAUUUUGAUUACGUUUUUAUUAAGUAUUAUUGUUAUAUCUUAUGUGAAUUUUGAAUAAACGAUUUACACUUGGUGCGAUGCAAAA